This is a messenger RNA of Euleptes europaea (tarantolino), 1677 nucleotides long. RefSeq names its product endonuclease/exonuclease/phosphatase family domain containing 1 (gene EEPD1). The coding region runs from base 1 to 1677 and encodes 558 amino acids. Lineage: Eukaryota; Metazoa; Chordata; Lepidosauria; Squamata; Sphaerodactylidae. Gene Ontology annotation, molecular function: catalytic activity; DNA binding. The record is from RefSeq and is a predicted model, not a curated record. Gene Ontology annotation, biological process: DNA repair. The transcript is spliced from 7 exons. Gene Ontology annotation, cellular component: plasma membrane.
AUGGGGGGCAACCUGGGCUGCCACCGCUCCAUCCCCAGGGACCCGUCGGACCUGUGCCGCAGCCGCAAGUUCAGCGCCGCCUGCAACUUCGGCCACAUGCUGGUCAACCAGGAGCGGCUGAACAUCAACACGGCCGCCGAGGAGGAGCUCAUGACCCUGCCCGGCGUCACCCGGGCGGUGGCCCGCAGCAUCGUGGAGUACCGGCAGUACAUCGGGGGCUUCAAGAAGGUGGAGGACCUGGCCCUGGUCAGCGGGGUGGGCGCCGCCCGCCUGGAGCAGGUCAAGUGCGAGAUCUGCGUGGGCGGCAAGGGCGGCUCGGCCCAGCACUCGCCCACCUCCCUGCGGCGGGACCCGAACCCGGACCCCCUGGGCGCCGCCAAGGUCAACGUCAACACCGCCACCCCCGCCCAGCUCAUGAGCAUCCGCGGCCUCACCGAGAAGAUGGCCCAGGGCAUCGUCGCCUGCCGCCAAGAGCACGGGCCCUUCAAGAGCAUCGAGGACCUGGUCAAGGUGGGCUGCGUCAACUCAUCCUUCCUGGACCGCAUCCGGACCCAGGUGUGCGCCGAGCGGUCCAGGCCCCCUUCCGCCAACGCCAACGGGGGGCUCACCUUCGCCGCCAAGCCUCACCCCAGCCCCACCUCCCUCAGCCUCCAGAGCGAGGAUUUGGAUUUGCCCCCCGGAGGGCCCGCUCAGAUGAUCUCCACCCGCCCCACCGUGGAAACGUUCGGCGGGGUGAGGGAUGGGAAGCCCGUGCUCAGGGUGGCCGCUUGGAACCUGCAGAGCUGCUCUGUUGAAAAAGCCAACAACCCUGGCGUGCGGGAGGUCGUGUGCAUGACGGUCCUGGAGAACAGCAUCAAGCUUUUGGCUGUGCAGGAGUUGGUUGACAGAGAUGCACUGGAAAAGUUUUGCAUGGAGUUAAAUCAGCCAACUCUGCCGAACAUUCGUAAGUGGAGAGGCCCUCGAGGAUGCUGGAAAGGAGUUACUUCCGAGAAGCUCUCAGGCGAACCCCACAAGGGUGUGGAAUAUUCGGGCUUCUUGUGGGAUGUGAGUGCGGGUGUGGAGUUGAAAGAUGCCACCAUCUAUGAGAACACGCACACAAAUGGGAAUGGGAGGCAGGCCUACCCUCAGCCUUAUGUUGCACACUUUAAGGUGGGGAUGAAUGAUCUAACACUGGUGAACGUUCAUCUGGCCCCUUUGCCCUCAACGGGAGACAAUGCUGUGAAAAACCACAAUAGCCACAAAUUAGCAGCCUUUGCACAGACUCUACAGGAAACGCUGAAAGGAGAAAAAGAUGUGGUCAUUUUAGGUGACUUCAGUCAAGCUCCUGACAGUAGCGACUGUGACUUGUUGAGGAAGGAGAAGUUCCACCAUCUGGUCCCCGCCAAUACGUUUACAAACAUCAGUACAAAGAACCCUCAGGGUUCAAAGUCACUGGACAACAUCUGGAUCAGUCGUAGCUUGAAAAAGAUUUUCACUGGUCAUUGGGCCGUGGUGAGAGAAGGUCUUACUAACCCCUGGAUCCCUGACAACUGGUCAUGGGGGGGAGUAGCCUCAAGCCAUUGCCCAGUGUUGGCCGAAUUCUACUUGGAAAGAGACUGGAACAGAAAGGAUGCAAUUCGAAAUGGAAAUGGGGUGACGGUGGAACAUAGUGACUCAAAUGCGAAACAUGAGCGAUGA